This is a messenger RNA of Euleptes europaea (tarantolino), 383 nucleotides long. It is a transcript of the gene MRPS14, whose product is annotated as mitochondrial ribosomal protein S14. The record is from RefSeq and is a predicted model, not a curated record. Gene Ontology annotation, biological process: translation. Gene Ontology annotation, molecular function: structural constituent of ribosome. The transcript is spliced from 2 exons. The coding region runs from base 6 to 347 and encodes 113 amino acids. NCBI's taxonomy places the organism in Eukaryota, Metazoa, Chordata, Lepidosauria, Squamata, Sphaerodactylidae. Gene Ontology annotation, cellular component: ribosome; mitochondrial small ribosomal subunit.
AAUAGAUGUCCCCCUUGUCUUGCCUUGGGCAAGUAAGGGGUCAUUAUGUGGACUGGAGAAUGUUACGUGAUGUUAAGAGAAGGAAGAUGGCCUUUGAAUAUGCAGACCUCAGAUUACGUCUAAACGCCCUUAGGAAAAACACUAUUUUGCCAAAAGAGCUCCAGGAAGUGGCAGAUAAAGAGAUCGCUGCCCUGCCACGUGACAGCUGCCCUGUGAGGAUCCGCAAUCGUUGUGUGUUGACCUCCCGGCCACGGGGUGUGGUGCGGCGCUGGAGGCUCAGCCGAAUAGUUUUCCGUCACAUAGCUGACCAUGCUCAACUCUCUGGGGUACAGAGAGCAAUGUGGUGAACCCUUGCCAAGGUUUUUCAUAACCAAGGGAAGAAA